This is a messenger RNA of Perkinsus marinus ATCC 50983, 163 nucleotides long. RefSeq lists its product as hypothetical. NCBI's taxonomy places the organism in Eukaryota, Perkinsozoa, Perkinsida, Perkinsidae. The transcript has a single exon. The annotation marks the transcript as partial. The record is from RefSeq and is a predicted model, not a curated record.
GAAAUAUCCUCCCAUUUCGUGUCCUUACGUACCAACUGGAUGACGGCAUGUGUAACUGCUAAGUUCCCGCAUGCCCAAGUUGUGGAUUUGAGCGAACUUCUACGUCCGGAGGUAUUCCUCAAUGCUUUGAAACAAGAGACCGCUAGAGCUCUCAAGGUGAGGA